GACCAAUCCUCCCUCCCACACACAUCACACCCACAAGACAAAAAAAAGCGCCUUUGAGCGCCGCGCGACCUCUGGUGCUUGGUGUCGUCGCGACGCGUUAGUUUCAGAGCGCGCACGCGCGUUUGUGCUGUGGGGGUUGGGAAGAGCCGAAGAGCGAGGCGGCAGCGCGAUCGAGAGCGGUUCGGCGGGCGGCGGCCGAGCCGAUGGGAAGGGCACCCUGCUGCGACAAGAACAAGGGCCUCAAGAAGGGGCCCUGGACGCCGGAGGAGGACAAGCUCCUCGUCGACUACAUCCAGACCAACGGCCAUGGCAGCUGGCGCCUGCUCCCCAAGCUCGCAGGGCUGAACCGGUGCGGCAAGAGCUGCCGACUGCGGUGGACCAACUACCUCCGGCCGGACAUCAAGCGCGGGCCCUUCACAGCCGAGGAGGAGAAGUCCAUCGUCCAGCUCCACGCCAUCGUCGGCAACAAGUGGUCCAUGAUCGCGGCGCAGCUCCCAGGCCGGACGGACAACGAGAUCAAGAACUACUGGAACACGCACCUCAAGAAGCAGCUGCGCCGGAUGGGCCUCGACGAGCCCCCGCCCGGCCCGGCCGCCGGCUGCCCCGCCGCGCGCCACAUGGCGCAGUGGGAGACGGCCAGGCUCGAGGCCGAGGCGCGCCUCUCCCUCCUCGCCGCCACCGCCGCCUCCUCCGGCACCACCGCGACCACCACAGCCACCACCACCACGUCUGCAGCCUCCUCGUCCUCCACCACCGUCGCUGGCGCGGCCGACAACAAGGCCUCCAACCCCGCGGACAUCUUCCUGCGCCUGUGGAGCUCGGACAUCGGGGACUCCUUCCGCCGCAAGACGGACACGACGCCAGCGGUGCCCGCGCUUCCGGCGCCCGUCGUCAAGAGGAAGGACACGGCGAUCAAGCAGGAGCCGCGGGCGCUGCUGCUCGGCCUCAGGGACGACUCCUCGGCGGCGUCCAACGACAACGAGACGGAGGUGGCGGAGGCGCUGGAGGCGAAGUACCAGAUGUUCCUCGACUUCGCGGGCGAAGAGCUGGGAUUGUUCCAUGGCCGGCACGGCGGCUUCUCGCUGUUCCCGCCGCUCGACGUGCUCGCUGAGGCGUCCCUGGACUCGGCUUUCAAGUGAAGACGUAGCCAGCACCACGUACGUACACGGUACACAUACGUACGGGUACGGCAAGCGGCAGUAGCCAACUGGCCAUGCCUCUACGGCUUAGCUAUACGCCUCGAAAUGCGCGCAUGGAUGUAUAUAGAUAUGCGUGUGACUGCACUGGCAUAUCAGCAAUUUUUUGGGUUAGGCCAGCAAGUGCGUGGUUUAGCUUGUUAUUAUCCAGGGUUGGUUUUGGUAGGACAUCAUGGUGUAUUAUUGCCUGUAUGAGGAUUCUCUGUUCAUUGGAGAUGCUCUAAUACAUCACGAGAUGUUCUUCAAUCUUCGGUUAGAUUCUGGGACUGCUUUUUCGCACUGGAAACAUAUUUGACCUGGUUUUUAGAG
Molecule: messenger RNA, 1505 nt
Organism: Zea mays
Lineage: Eukaryota; Viridiplantae; Streptophyta; Magnoliopsida; Poales; Poaceae
Exons: 3
Coding region: 204-1139 (311 amino acids)
Source: RefSeq, marked provisional